Messenger RNA from Talpa occidentalis (Iberian mole), 3186 nucleotides. RefSeq names its product acyl-CoA oxidase 3, pristanoyl (gene ACOX3). Gene Ontology annotation, molecular function: FAD binding; pristanoyl-CoA oxidase activity; fatty acid binding. Gene Ontology annotation, cellular component: peroxisome. The record is from RefSeq and is a predicted model, not a curated record. NCBI's taxonomy places the organism in Eukaryota, Metazoa, Chordata, Mammalia, Eulipotyphla, Talpidae. Gene Ontology annotation, biological process: fatty acid beta-oxidation using acyl-CoA oxidase; lipid homeostasis. The transcript has 18 exons. The coding region runs from base 397 to 2508 and encodes 703 amino acids.
GCCCAGCUGCUGGGAGGGCUAGCUGCCACGGGGUCUGUCCCGGGCGCUCCCAACGCCCCCGUUCCUGUGCCCCCUCACAUCGAAAAACCAGGGCAGAGAUGGUGCCCCCACUGCUUAUCGGCUGUGGGGACUGACCACACUCAGCCGUCCUAGACUGUUGUAAGAUCCCACAGGGAGGAUCUUAAAGUUCCCUUGGGUCUUAAGGAGGGGGGUGCUCUGUGCCCAGGCUCGCUCUCCUGUGUCCUCCAGCUCGUGUCUGGGGGCGGAGGUGGACAGUUGGAGCCUGCCCUGUCAGCGAGGUGCCACCUUCUGCAAACCCAAGGCAGUUGAUGAGACGGUGGGCGGUGUGAGCACACAGACUGGACGCUCCCUCGGGCCCUGUGCUCUGUGCUGGUGAUGGAAGCCAUGGCGCCCAUGUCGGAAGGCGGCCCGGACACGCUGCUGCCAGAUUUCCCCCGGGGGCCCCUGCAGACCUACCGGGCCCGCGCCUCCUUCAGCUGGAAGGAGCUGGCGCUGUUCUUGGAAGGGGAGGACCUGUUGCGCUUUAAGCAAACCGUCUUCACAGCUCUGGAGAACGACCCCCUCUUCGCCCACCCCCCGGGCGGCGACCUCCCGCUGGAGAAGUACCGGGAGCUGACCUUUCUGCGCUGCCGGCGGCUCCUGGAGCUGGACUUCCUGCGCCUGGAGGACAUGGUCAGCUGCCCUCUGAAGGCGCUGGCGCUCAUCGGGUGCCUGGGCAUGUACGACUGGUCCCUGGGGACCAAGUUCUUCCUGAACAUGCUGACGUUUGCCUCGGCAGUUUACAGCUCUGGCUCCGAAAGGCACCUCAAGUACAUCCCUAAGGUCUUCAGCAUGGAGAUCUUUGGCUGCUUUGCCCUCACGGAGCUGAGCCACGGGAGCAACAGCAGAGCCAUCCGCACCACGGCGCACUACAACCCCGCCACCCAGGAGUUCGUCCUCCACUCCCCCGACUUCGAAGCCGCCAAGUUCUGGGUGGGCAACAUGGGCAAGACAGCCACGCAUGCCGUGGUGUUCGCGCAGCUGCACACGCCGGGGGGCCGGUGCCACGGGCUGCACCCCUUCAUCGUGCAGAUCCGGGACCCGAAGACCCUUCUCCCCAUGCCGGGCGUGAUGGUUGGCGACAUCGGGAGGAAGCUCGGGCAGAACGGUCUGGACAAUGGCUUCGCCAUGUUCCACAAGGUCCGCAUUCCGCGCCAGGACCUGCUGAACCGCACCGGAGACGUCACCCCCGAGGGUGCCUAUGUCACCCCCUUUAAGGACUCCAGGCAGCGCUUUGGGGCCUCCCUGGGCAGCCUGUCCUCCGGCCGGGUCUCCAUCGUGGGCAUGUCCGUGGUGAACCUGAAGCUGGCCGUGUCCAUUGCGGUGCGCUUCUCGGCCACGCGGCGCCAGUUCGGCCCCACAGACGGGGAGGAGACGCCGGUGCUGGAGUACCAGAUGCAGCAAUGGCGCCUCCUCCCGUACCUGGCCGCCGCCUUUGCCCUGGAUCACUUCUCCAAGUCGCUCUUCCUGGACCUGGCCGAGCUCCAGCGGGGCCUCCUGGGCGGUGACCGCAGCACCCAGCAGGCAGAGCUCGGACGUGAGAUCCACGCGCUGGCGUCGGGCGGCAAGCCCCUGGCCUCAUGGACGGCCCAGCGGGGGAUCCAGGAGUGCCGCGAGGCCUGUGGGGGACACGGCUACCUGGCCGUGAACCGCCUGGGUACUCUGCGGGACGACAACGACCCCAACUGCACGUACGAGGGGGACAACAAUGUGCUGCUGCAGCAGACCAGCAACUACCUGCUCGGCCUCCUGGCGGCCCCCAGCCCCGGUGGCACGCGCUUUCGGAGCCCCUUGAAGACUGUGGACUUCCUGGAAGCGUACCCCGACAUCCUGGGCCGGAGGUUCACGGGUCUCAGCGGCACUGACCGCGUGGACGCCUCAGUGCCCCUGGCAGCGUACGAGUGGCUGGUGUGCUACCUGCUGCGCGGCAGCCACGAGAAGCUGGAGCGGGAGAGAAGCGCCAGGGGCAGUGACUUCGAGGCCAGGAACAACAGCCAGGCCUACUGCUGCCGCCCGCUGGCGCUGGCCUUCCUGGAGCUCACGGUGCUGCGCAGGUUCCACCAGCUCACGCACGGCCCCAGCGUGCCCCCCUCCCUGCGCGGCCUGCUGGGGCUGCUCGGCGCUCUCUACGGCUUCUGGUCCCUCAGCCAGCACACGGCCCUGCUCUACCAAGGCGGCUACUUUUCCGGGGAGCAGGCGGGCAGAGCCGUGGAGAACACCAUCUUGGAGCUGUGCGCCCAGCUGAAAGAUGACGCGGUGGCCCUCGUGGACGUGAUCGCGCCCCCCGACUUCAUCCUGAACUCACCCAUCGCCAGGGCCGACGGCGAGCUCUACGGAAACCUCUGGACCGCGGUCCUUCAGGAGAGCCGAGUGCUGGAGAGGGCGUCGUGGUGGCGGGAGUUUGCCACCAACAAGCCCGUCGUGGGGUGUCUGAGGUCCAAGCUGUAGCGGCCGUCGCGCCCUGGGCCGGCGGAGCCACAGCCCUGCCCGCAGGCCCCAUCCACAGACCCUCAAAGCUGCCCGGACACACCGACCUCUGCGCCUGCUGCCUCCGUGCCCCAGCCGGGCUCCCCGUCCCAGGGCGGGGGCGCCGAGGGGCCUGAGCCGGCCGCGUCUGCUGGGGAAGCCCGUGGGAGGCCCCUCGCCACGGCCGGGGCGCCUGCCCUUGGCUCUGCACACCCCGUCUUCCCGGAGGGUCUUCGCAGAGCUCUGCUCCGGGACUCAGUGCCGCGGGCUUCCGCGUGGGGCCACGGGGGGCGAGACCCUCGCUUGUUUCCACGGCCACAUGGGGCGGUCUCGGGCCUCAAGCCACGGAGUCCGCCUCCAGGGCACAGAGGCCAACCGGGCCCAGCGCUCGAGUGCGCUCUCGGAAAAUGGCCCCCUUGGGGCGGUGCCGGCUGGCUGCCCGGGCUGGGGACCCCGCCCCCUGGUCUGUCCUGCCCAGACCGCCUGACGGGAGCCGGUGGACCCAGCUGCCCCCACGCGCAGCCUGCCCAGUGCAGCAGCUGGAGGUGUGGAGACGGCGUCGCGCGUCCCUCAAUCAAGAUGACGUUUGAAAACAUCCCGCGGUAAAAACCCACGUGAUUGGAAUAAAUUUUCAGACUUGAAUGUCACCGCCUGCGCCCU